AUGGCGAAUAUCGAAGAUGGCUUCCAAAAAGUCCUUGCCGACUUCCAGAAAAAGCUUCGGCAUGAAGAACUAGCCGCAUUUAAAUUAACGACACUCGACGACCUCAAAAUUGCGGCUCAGGGCGUGCAGGAUGCGCAGAAGAAAGGCAAGACGGCUCGAAACCUCACAAGAAUACAGCCAUUUCUCCAAGCAAUGGCACAAUAUCAAGGUGUUAUCGAGGUUUUCUUGAACGCUUCUGAUCUCCUUUGCUUUGUCUGGGGUCCCAUGAAAUUCAUGCUCCUUGUUGCAAGUAAUUGGGAAAAGUCAUUUGAUAUUCUUCUCAACACCUACAAAGAAUUGGCAGAGAAUUUUCCACUACUCAUGCAAUAUCGAUCGAUGUUCGCAAGCGAGAACAAUAAACAAAUGCAACAGAUUCUUGUGUGGAUAUAUGAAGAUAUAUUGAAUUUUCACCUUAAGGCUCUGAGAGUAUUUACCCAACAUGCCUGGAAACAACUAUUUAGUGCAACUUGGAAAAACUUCCAAGAAAAUACUAAGCCAAUCUUAAACGAUCUUCUUCGGCAUCGAGAACUUAUCGAAAGGACGGCUAACUUGCAGCAAAUUCAGGAGUCCCGCGACGCACGUCUUCUUUCUCAGGCUUCUUUCGCUGCCCUGGAGAAAGAACAAAAUCAUAACAAGAUUCGAAUGAUAUCAACUUGGCUAUCUGCAACCGAUUCUACGGAGGAUCAAGAUACCUUUGCUAUGAAACGCCAAGAUGUUCCUGGCUCAGGAAGCUGGAUCUUGAAGGAGCCCAAGAUCUUAGCCUGGCUGGAUCCUGACAACUGUGGUACACCAGUACUUUGGUUAAACGGCAAGCCAGGAGCCGGAAAAACGAUUCUCGCCUCAGUUAUCAUUGAAGGCGCCUCAGUCCUAGUCAAGGCUUCUUCUAAAAGUGAUCAUCAGACGACUAUUUCAAUGACAUACUUUUACUGUAGAGAGAAAGACCGAGAUAAGAAUACUUUUGCUAGUGUAGCCAAAGCACUUUUAGCUCAAUUGCUCAAACAAAAUUCGGAUAAGCCGGAAUUCCUCGCUUAUCUGUAUGAUGAGUGUCUAAAGAACUGCAAGCCGACGUUGAAAUCCCAACAAGACUGCUCUGUUAUUCUGAAGAGAACGCUUAACGCAUUCCCACGGUCGUUUAUCAUCAUAGAUGGGCUAGAUGAAUGUGAAUCGAAAGAGCGUAAGACAAUAAUGAAACUCUUUCUUUCGAUUAUCAAUGAGAACAGCACAGAGCCAGGAAAACUACGUUGCUUCUUUAUCAGUCAAGACCUCAACGACAUCAGACUUGGUCUAAAAGAUCCGGACGUUCUGCAUCUGACAGAAAAGCACGUUGAACGAGAUAUCGAGAAUUAUGCAGUCUGGUACGCCUCGCAGAUCGAAAACAAGCACACGGGAGUUUCUCAAGGUGUGAAAGAUUACAUCAUUAAACUAGUAUGCGAAGGCUCCGAUGGCAUGUUCUUAUUCGCGAAACUUGUCUUGAAGAACUUGUAUGCACAACCUAACUUGAAAGGUCUUUACGCCGAGCUGCGUCCAGAUCUGUUUCCUAAAGGAUUGGAAAAGGCUUAUUCUCGUAUCCUCAGUAGGAUUUUAGAAAACUCGGAACCAGUUCAACAGCAGACCGCGCGCAAGUUGCUUGGGUGGAUCGUCAGCGUAAAACGGCCUCUUAAGUGGCAGGAGAUUCAAGGGGCCUUUUCGAUAGACGUUAUUUCUGGACAAGUUAAUUUUGAAUCUCGUCGGCUAGCAGGUGAUAUUGGAGAUAUAUGUGGCUCACUGGUCGAGGUCUCUUCGAGUAACAGGGUACAGCUCGUACACUCAUCUGCAAGACAUUUUCUGAUACAGAGUCAGACAAUUGACGAAGGUGAUGAAGAAAAACAAAUGUCACUUUUAUGCCUGAAAUAUCUUUCCUUCGACAGUCUGAAUCCAGAUAUCACAGCGGAUGCCUUAAAGAAACACUUAAUGGAAGGUGAUUAUGCCUUCCUCGAGUAUGCGACUCUCCAUUGGAACCAUCACUUAGAAUCCGCCAUCAAGUCUCUUAAACCCGAUGGCCUACUCCAUUUGUCCGUUGCUCUAAACGAUUUCAUUGAAUUUUAUGGUCCAGAGUCGUCGAUCUUUGAAGAAAAGGACAAAAAGGAGUACGAAAAAGUCCGCAAAGACUACAUUCAGCGCUGCGAGGCUUUACAAACAAGCGAAUGCCAUGAAUCACUUGUAUCACUACUCAGUCACGCUAAAGUCAGUCGGCUCCUGAAUGAGCAGUUAGAGGCUCUCGGUCCACCAGGUGUCUUGAUCAAAAAUCUUCGUUUGACUCUUGAAGAGUUCACUUCACCACAAGCCUUGGAUGUGCUGGGAAUACAGAAAUUGCAAGAGUACUUUGGCGAUAAAUGGCACAAGUGCCCUCACCAUUCAUGCUAUUACUUCCACGAGGGAUUUACCCAAAAAAGCACCCUUCUUCAGCAUACGAAUAAACACGACCAGCCGUUUUGCUGCACAGAAGCCGGGUGCACAAGAAUGUACAUUGGUUGGAGCACUGAGAAAGAGUUGAAAAGUCAUAUGAGUCGUUACCACCCCGAUCCAGAUGCAUUUGCUUGGAAGUUUCCACCUGUCACAAAGCUCCCGACGAUAUUCAAAUGCGAUCAAUGCCCAAAACAAUUCUCACGGGCGAACAUUCUUAGUACGCAUCGUCUGAGGGUUCAUGAGCGACACGAGAAACGGGAUCACGUUUGCGAGCACUGUGGAAAGGGAUUUGUGAGAAAUUACGAGCUGGUUCGUCAUAAGACCAUCCACCCGUGA
Molecule: messenger RNA, 2820 nt
Organism: Glarea lozoyensis ATCC 20868
Lineage: Eukaryota; Fungi; Ascomycota; Leotiomycetes; Helotiales; Helotiaceae
Product: C2H2 and C2HC zinc finger
Exons: 6
Coding region: 1-2820 (939 amino acids)
Source: RefSeq, a predicted model, not a curated record